This is a messenger RNA of Epithele typhae, 2502 nucleotides long. RefSeq lists its product as uncharacterized. NCBI's taxonomy places the organism in Eukaryota, Fungi, Basidiomycota, Agaricomycetes, Polyporales, Epitheliaceae. The record is from RefSeq and is a predicted model, not a curated record. Bases 1 to 2502 code for a protein of 833 amino acids. The transcript is spliced from 4 exons.
AUGCCGUCCUCCUCCUCCGGCAGCGCUCUUGUCGUCCCCCACAGCGGCCUCGUCGUCCCCACCACCCCCCUUUCGGUCAUGACCGCGCCUUACAAGGGCAAGCACGCACGCUCCUGGCAGAACCUCCCCCCAGAGAUCGUCAGGCUGAUCGCCACCUUCUACCUCCUCGAUGUCUCCUCAACGUCGUACUGCCCCACCACCUGGGAGUCUCGCGAUGCCUGGCCGCAACGUUUUGCCUUCACAACACUCGGGGAGGCUUUGGAAGUCGAGCGGGUCAUGUCCCUCUUCCCCGCGUGGAGGCCCCAUCUCGAGAGCCAUCUGUUUUGGAACAAGGCAUGUGCCCUGCUCGACCCCUGCGGAGUGUACAACCACCACCUUCGUGUCAGCGCCUUCCAUCCCGCCGUGGGCUCCAACACCGCCGCCCCCAUUCCUCGCAUCACCAUGUAUCGCCACUAUCGGAACAUGCUUGACACUUCAUGCACUGUGUGUCGCAUCAACUUUCCUCACAAUAACCAAGGCCUCUGCGUCUCCGGUAUCAAGAAAGGUCCCAUGAAUCCUUCUCUCGGGCCCAUCAACGUCUGCAAAGAUCACCGGAAAGGUGGCGCUUAUUGCGGCGUCUGCCUGCGAGAGGCGCCCCAGAACGAAGUCGAGGAAGAAUACGCCCACACCGCUCCCGUCUACUGCCUCGACAACGAGGACGACGAAACGUGGCCCAGGAUCGAGACAACGUGUCGCGCAUGUCGAAGUGAAGCGCUUUGGCGUCGCGUCAACAUGCGCGACCAGUGGCGUGAAGCCAUCGACAUCUCAAAAUACGCGUCCCUCGAUUGGGAGACUCGUCAAGCCGUCGAGUCUUUCCUUGACCUCUCGGAAGGGUCAAUACGGGACGUGCUCGUCAUCGCCGAGGACAAGCUCUGGCUUCGUCGACACACCAAGCUUGCGGAUAUGCUUCAGCAAGCUGUAGCGGCGCAGAGGUACGCUUCAAGAGCAGACAGCAACGAUCCGUACGGUGAAGACGAUGCAAGCGACGAAGAAGACGUAGAAAUGCUCAGCUUCACCGAAGAGACUCACAAUAUCCGCGAGCUCGCUCUCAACAACUGGGCCCGCAAUCGUGUACUGGACGGCCACUGGAUCAGCCCUGCGGAUGAGUGGUUCGGCUCCUACAACAACGGUCGCCCCCGCUUCGCAGCAGCUCUUCAUCCUUGCCCAUGGAACCGAGGAGCCGUCUAUGAGGGUGCCCUCGACGAAGGACAGGACGACGAGGCUCAAGAGCUGGAACAUCCCCGCCCAAAGACCGUUAUCCCCCAUCCCCCCUCAUUUACACUCUGCGAGCACGCUUUCCGUGCUUUCCAGAAGCAGAUGGGCGAAGUCCUUCGACCCGCAAUGAUGAACAUCGUCGCCAAGCUUAUGGUCGAUUGCGCCGCCGAUGGUGUGGAUCCUGCGACCCGCGCCGCGAAGAUGACACCCAGCGACAUCGUUCACGAGCUACGAGACGAGUCUGUGUGGUAUAAUGGGAUCGAUUGGCGAGAGCGUCGGGCCAACAUGCGCAUUGAGGAAGCGCACCGCCGAAGAGUGAAGGACGAAGAUGAGUCAUCCACGUCUUCUCGCUCCGAAGGAUCGCACACCACAAGCCCUGUGCUCUCCACCACCACUCUGCAAACGACCCCGUCUCCGCCACCGUCCGCGAAGGGUGAUGAACAUACCGUAUCGUCUCCCCUAGCAGGCGCUCCUCCCCCUUCCGUCGUCACGGCCAUCCCUCGACUGCUUCACCCCAUCCCCUACGUUCCUACAAGAACCGACCAUCUCCCUACCAAUAGCCAGGAAACGAUCGGCAUGAUUUGGCGCGAAGUUUGCGCUCCAUUAUACCACUGUCAAUGUUCCAUCUGCGAACGCGCCAUGUUGAAUGCCAACAUGGCCGGCGGCGUUCCAGUUCAGACUCAACCCACCACCGAGGUCCAACAGCCCCAACAAACCACCCAAGCGCCGCUUGAGAUCAAGAUCCAGGAGUCCCCCAUCCUCGCUAUCUCCCCGGACGCGGAUGUCGAAGAUUUCAACGACUCCGAGAUUGAGGACUUCUACGAUGGCGAGUCGGAACGCAGCGAAGACGUAUCGGUGUCAAUCCCCGAAUCCCCCGUCCCUGUUCCUACUCUUCAGGUGAUAUCGAGGAAGCGAUCAUGCUCAGACCUGGAGCUCGACGCACAAUCGCAUGUGCUCACCACGUGCGCCGACCCCGACGACCGGUCGAGGACCCCUCCAAAACGUGCUCGCCGCGAAGACUCUUACGAGUACUCCCUCUCCCCCGCCGCAACCGUGCCUCCGUUGUCCAGCUCUCCGUCACGACAAAGGAAGAGGUCGAGCGAAGAACUCGAAGGAGGUGACGAAAUUUUUCCAACGUCAGGCAAGAGGUUACGUCCAGAGGUCACCGACGUGCUCUCAAUGUCACCGAUGUCAACGCCUGCCGCUGUGGAGAGGCUUGCGGUUGCAGGAACCGUGUCUUCGAACUAG